Sapajus apella (tufted capuchin) is the source of this 4506-nucleotide messenger RNA. It is a transcript of the gene STRN3, whose product is annotated as striatin 3. Bases 263 to 2656 code for a protein of 797 amino acids. Lineage: Eukaryota; Metazoa; Chordata; Mammalia; Primates; Cebidae. Gene Ontology annotation, molecular function: protein phosphatase 2A binding; protein-containing complex binding; armadillo repeat domain binding. The record is from RefSeq and is a predicted model, not a curated record. The transcript is spliced from 18 exons. Gene Ontology annotation, cellular component: dendrite.
CCCUUCCCAACCCUACCCCCACCCCUCCCUCCGUGGCCCCCCCUUCCCCUAAAGUGAGUGAGACGGGCAGAUGGAGGAGGGACUGUAAUGGCGGCGGCCGGCAGCUCCCUGCUCUGACCCACGGCAGGCACACAGCAACGACCCCUUCCCCGUCCCUCUUCUGGCCGGCCUCCGCCCCGCCGCCAGCGCGGGGCCACCCUUUCCAGCCCUUCCCCCAGCUGUCGGCGUCUCGCCCUGCGCCCCGGCCGGGGCCCCACACACAAUGGACGAGCUUGCCGGAGGCGGUGGUGGCGGCCCCGGGAUGGCGGCCCCUCCCCGGCAGCAGCAGGGACCUGGGGGGAACCUGGGCCUUUCGCCAGGGGGGAACGGAGCAGCGGGCAGCGGGGGUCCUCCGGCCUCCGAAGGAACGGGUCCCGCGGCAGGCCCCGAGCUGUCCCGGCCGCAGCAGUACACUAUCCCGGGGAUACUGCACUACAUCCAGCACGAGUGGGCUCGGUUCGAGAUGGAGCGGGCGCACUGGGAGGUGGAACGGGCCGAACUGCAGGCCCGGAUUGCAUUUCUACAAGGAGAAAGAAAAGGUCAGGAGAACUUGAAGAAGGACUUAGUAAGAAGAAUAAAGAUGUUAGAAUAUGCAUUAAAACAAGAAAGGGCAAAAUAUCACAAAUUAAAAUAUGGCACAGAACUGAACCAAGGUGACUUGAAAAUGCCAACCUUUGAGUCAGAAGAAACCAAAGACACAGAGGCUCCCACAGCACCUCAGAAUAGCCAGUUAACAUGGAAGCAAGGCAGACAGCUUUUAAGACAGUAUCUUCAGGAAGUAGGUUAUACAGAUACAAUAUUAGAUGUACGGUCUCAGCGGGUAAGGUCAUUACUUGGACUGUCUAAUUCAGAACCAAAUGGAUCAGUAGAAACAAAGAAUUUAGAACAGAUCCUAAAUGGAGGUGAAUCUCCUAAGCAAAAAGGACAAGAAAUAAAAAGGCCCUCUGGUGAUGUUCUUGAGACAUUCAAUUUCUUAGAAAAUGCUGAUGAUAGUGAUGAAGAAGAGGAAAAUGACAUGAUUGAAGGCAUCCCAGAAGGAAAAGACAAACAUCGAAUGAAUAAACACAAAAUAGGUAAUGAAGGUUUAGCUGCUGACCUAACUGACGAUCCUGAUACUGAGGAAGCACUGAAAGAAUUUGAUUUUUUAGUGACUGCUGAAGAUGGUGAAGGAGCUGGAGAAGCACGGAGUUCGGGGGAUGGCACAGAAUGGGAUAAAGAUGACCUCUCCCCAACUGCUGAGGUUUGGGAUGUAGACCAGGGACUAAUAAGUAAACUGAAGGAACAGUACAAGAAGGAACGAAAGGGGAAGAAAGGGGUGAAGAGGGCCAACAGGACAAAACUCUACGACAUGAUAGCUGAUCUGGGAGAUGAUGAGCUGCCCCACAUCCCUUCAGGAAUCAUUAAUCAGUCUAGGUCAGCCUCUACUAGAAUGACUGAUCAUGAAGGUGCAAGAGCAGAGGAAGCUGAACCAAUAACGUUUCCAUCUGGAGGAGGCAAGUCAUUUAUUAUGGGUUCUGAUGAUGUUUUGUUAAGUGUACUGGGCCUUGGAGACCUUGCAGACUUGACGGUAACAAAUGAUGCAGACUAUAGUUAUGAUUUGCCUGCCAAUAAAGAUGCCUUUCGAAAGACAUGGAAUCCCAAGUAUACACUACGUAGCCAUUUUGAUGGAGUACGGGCAUUAGCUUUUCAUCCUGUAGAACCUGUGCUGGUUACUGCUUCUGAGGACCAUACCCUGAAACUUUGGAACCUGCAAAAAACAGUUCCUGCCAAAAAGAGUGCCUCUUUAGAUGUAGAGCCUAUCUACACAUUUAGGGCCCACAUUGGCCCUGUUCUGUCCUUAGCUAUUAGUUCUAAUGGAGAACAGUGUUUUAGUGGUGGUAUUGAUGCAACCAUCCAAUGGUGGAAUAUGCCGAGUCCCAAUGUGGAUCCGUAUGAUACAUAUGAGCCAAAUGUUCUAGCUGGCACUUUAGUUGGUCAUACAGAUGCAGUUUGGGCUCUUGCUUAUAGUGGCAUAAAAAAUCAAUUACUGUCUUGUUCAGCAGAUGGCACUGUUAGAUUAUGGAAUCCACAAGAAAAAUUGCCAUGUAUUUGCACUUACAAUGGAGAUAAAAAGCAUGGAAUACCUACAUCAGUUGACUUCAUAGGCUGUGAUCCAGCUCAUAUGGUAACCUCUUUCAACACUGGUAGUGCAGUAAUUUAUGAUUUGGAAACAUCACAGUCAUUGGUGAUACUUUCAUCACAGGUAGAUUCUGGUUUACAAUCUAAUAAUCAUAUCAACAGAGUAGUAAGUCAUCCCACACUUCCUGUUACAAUAACUGCUCAUGAAGAUAGACACAUCAAAUUUUUUGACAAUAAAACGGGUAAAAUGAUCCAUUCUAUGGUAGCUCAUUUGGAUGCUGUUACAAGUCUAGCAGUAGAUCCUAAUGGAAUCUAUUUGAUGUCUGGAAGCCAUGACUGUUCUAUCAGAUUAUGGAAUUUAGACAGCAAGACAUGUGUGCAAGAAAUAACAGCGCAUAGAAAGAAAUUGGAUGAAUCAAUUUAUGAUGUUGCUUUCCACCCAUCAAAAGCAUAUAUAGCUAGUGCAGGAGCUGAUGCCCUUGCCAAAGUAUUUGUAUGAAUCAACAAAAACUUGCAUCAUAACAAGAUAUGCUUGGACAGAAAGAGGGUCUGCAUCACUGCCAUCAAAAGGGUUACUUAUAUGACACUACAUGUGAUCUGCCUGGUGAAGGCUGUUUGGGGCAGGCACAGAUUGGUGGAAAACAUCUUAAUGUCAAGCUCAUUAAUUUAACUGUAAUUACUGUAUUUUGUGGGACAAAAAAAAAAGGACUCCAGUAUUUGUGGCCUGUACUGGAUAUGAACUGAGCGUAUGUCUGUUUAUAGGUGUCUUUAAGCCAAUGUGGAGUCUGAUCUUUCAAAAAAGAUUAUAUAUUUUUUUUUUUUUGACUCUGUGUGCUGCCUUAGGGUUAGGAAUGUGGUGCUCUUGUUGGGGGAAGUGAGCUCCAAGAGUAGCUUUUUUUCACCUCUUAGUGAUCUUCUGUUCAUCAGUUGAAUGCCACAGAUUCCCCUUUAAACUUAUUUUGCUUUAAAAAAAAAAGAAAAAGAAAAUUUAACUUAAAAUAUUUUAGCAUUAGUUGCACAAAAUGUUUGGAUAAAAUUCUAGUUUUUAUAAGUCUUUUUAUAUAUUUAGCCUGUCACAACAGUGCUCAAGAUUGUAUUGAAGUUUUUCUGCAUUAUAUAACCCUAAAACACAGAGAUCUCACUGACCAGCUGCCCUGUAACCACUUUCUUUCCUUCUUCUGCCUAAUACAGCUCAGCUAAGUCUUUCCAUAAAGAUGCUAAAUAACGUUCAUCAUCACAUAAAUGUCUUCAUAAACCAAGGACUAUUAAGUGUAUUAAAAUGAAACAGUGGGGUUUAGUACUCCAAAUGAACUCUUAAAGAAAAAAACUAAUCUUGGCAUCCUAUCACUAUGUGAUAUUUUGUACAUCUUACUGUAUUUACAAGUUUAUUUAUCAAGGAUUAUCCAUCUUGCUAAUGGCCUAUUAUUUAUUUCACUUUUUGUUGGUCUUUAUAUCCUUUUAUUAAUGUGCUAAAGGAACCUGUAUAUCUAUUUUGGAACUCUUUGAAUAGUCUAAAAUAGACUAAAAAUAGAAUAUUUUAUAGUUUAAAUUACAAACCAAGGUGGUUCCCCUAAGAUACUUAUCUUGGUUUACCAUGAUUCCAAGCAAAACUAACUUGUUCAAAAAUAUUUGGAGUAAAAUUUUAUUUGCAUUACAAAUAGGAUACAAAAAUAGUUGAAUCAGGAUACAGAAAUCUGCUGUGUUUUGACUAGUUAUCCCUGUUUUAUUUUUUUAGAUGUGCUUAAUUUUAUGGUGUAAUUAAAGAUUUUGUUUGUGUAAUGCAUGAUUAAGACAAUAAAGUAUUUUUUCUAGUCUUCCGAGAAACUUUUCUGAUCAGUUUGCGAGUUUUGAUGAGUUUUGUAAGGUUUUUGUUUUACAGACUAUGAAUCAGCAAAUUUUUAAGAUUGUACCACAUAGUAAACGUACAGCUGUUGAAAAAAUAAUGUAUAUAAAAUGCAUAUAAUAAAUAUUAAAUUGUGUACCUGUAUGUUACUGUUGGCUACAUCAUUUUGUGCUGAAUAAUAAAGUGCAAUACUUUACUCUCCAUAAUUAAACCAGGAAAUGGAGAUUUCUUAGUCCUUCAUUUUUAUGCUGUUCUUUUAAACUUUACUACUUAUCGAUAUUAUAAUAAGAGUAGAUCAGUAACACUAUUAAUAAUGUGCAAGUAUUUCACCUAACUUAAAGAUUUUUUAAAAGCUUCCAUUAAAUUAUGGAAUUCAGCAUAACCCCCAAAAAUGCACAGAUUCAGUUUUAAAUAAUUUGCUUAGACAUCCUGUUACUUUAUUAAAUCUGAAUUUCAGUUCAUGGCAGUGUUGUUCCUAUUUGCCAUACCUGUUUCCACAAAAAAAA